Molecule: messenger RNA, 6286 nt
Organism: Esox lucius (northern pike)
Lineage: Eukaryota; Metazoa; Chordata; Actinopteri; Esociformes; Esocidae
Gene: pcdh12
Product: protocadherin 12
Exons: 4
Coding region: 798-4382 (1194 amino acids)
Biological process (GO): homophilic cell-cell adhesion
Cellular component (GO): plasma membrane
Molecular function (GO): calcium ion binding
Source: RefSeq, a predicted model, not a curated record
UUUUACUGACAGUGCAAGGAUCUGAUACAUUUUUUUGGGUGAAAAUUGCAGGAAAUAGGCAGCAAGGCAAAACGUGUGAAGGACUGGGGGCAGGGAGGGAAGCCCAGCUCACAUUUCUUUAAAAGCGCUGUUGUUUCAACUCCUGCUUAAUUUCCUGAGGGCCCAUUUUUCUGUUUGGGGGAGUGGAGAUGAGAUUUGCAUAUGCUCUGCCCCCCCCUACUGCAACUUUCUGAUUGGAUGGGUCCUACCCAGCGUGUGUCAUCACAGAUCCAAACUUUCUCAGUGCUUUCCUAACUUUUCUCUGUAGCUACAGGCUGAUGAACCAGGAGGCUGGCAGCCAGCGGUUAUGUGAGUGAGUAAAGCAGUAAGCUGUAAGAUUGUGUGUAUGUGUAAGAAAAGGAGGCAGGCGUUGUAUAGUUAAGUUUUCUGACUGAACUUAUAAUGUAGUGUUGCUGUAAGUUUGUUGGUACUGAAAGAUGUAGGAUUGCCUUUAUUUGAAUAGAUUGUUGAGCUGUCAUUGUUGAUAUAUUUUAUGCUAAUAUACAAAGCUAUAUGUAAGUUUAAGAAUAUGGGUAGAUGUGGUAGGUGUGAUUUGUGUUUUAUAAUUACAGAUAUUAUUGUUCUAUUUAUGGUGGAAAGGUUUUACAGUAGCUGAACCUUUUUCUACCGAGAUAUUAUUAUCAACAUUCUUUAUAACCAGUCAUACAUAUUUAAAUUAAAGAAGAGAGCUUCAGAGUAGGAAAAAAAAAAUUAAACCAUUACAUCUCGUUAGUAUAGUGUUAGAGAUGGCUUUUUAAAUGCUGGACUGGUUAGUAUUAUCUCGCAAAGUCAUGCUGGUUGCUUCGCUGCUGGUUCUGUGCCUUGGUUCUGUGGCCCUGUCUUCAGACCCAGACCCAUUAACGGUCAUGUACCGAGUCUGGGAGGAGCAGCCUGUGGGCACAAAGGUCGGGCGUCUGGUUGAUGACCUCCGUCAACGAGGGGAGACCGGGGCGCUGGAGGACUUCCAGGUCGUGGAGCAUGGUAAAGCACUACCCUUCUCUAUCAAUGCGAGAGAUGGAACUGUCUCCACCCUGGGCCAGCUGGACCGAGAGGACCUGUGUCGGGGCUCAGACCUGUGUGAGCUGGCCUUCAGCGUCCUCUACAGGAAAGGUGGCUCCAUCCACUUCCUGAGGGUGCGGGUGGAAGUGAUGGACCUCAACGACCACAGCCCCACCUUCUCAAGCAGCAGUCAGGAGGUGGAGCUCUCUGAGACGGCCGCCUUGAGGAUGCGGAUACCCUUGGACCGAGCGGUGGACCCGGACGCCGGCCCCAACGGCCUUCAGACCUACUCGCUGUCCGUCAACCAGCACUUUGCUCUGGAUGUGAGGAGUGCUGCAGACGGGCCGAAGCAGGCGGAACUGGUGGUGAUCAAGGAGCUGGACCGGGAGGUGCAGUCAUCUUUUGAAUUGACUUUGUUGGCCUGGGACAAGGGCAACCCUCCCAAGUCCGGGAGCACUCUGGUGCGAGUCAACGUGUUGGACUCUAACGACAACAGCCCCUUGUUUGAGGACAGCACGCCCACCGUGGAACUAGCCGAGGACACGGCUCAAGGGACUGUUGUCAUCCACCUGAAGGCUACGGAUCCUGACCAAGGGGUCAAUGGGGAGGUUGAGUACUCUCUGAGUAGGCAUGCUCCACCUGGGGUACAAAAGCUUUUCAGUGUCCACCCGCAAAGUGGAGCGGUGACCUUAAAGGGCCCACUGGACUAUGAGGCCAAACACUCUUAUGAGGUGGACAUCCAGGCUCGUGAUCUCGGCCCCAAUGCCAUCCCCACUCACUGUAAGCUACACAUCAAGCUGAGGGAUGUCAACGAUAAUGCACCAAGGAUCCACGUCACUUGGACACCUCCUGAUUCCCCAGUGGCAACGGUUUUAGAGGGGGCCCCGGAGGACACGUUCCUUGCGCUGGUCAUGGUUUCUGAUGCCGAUUCGGGGGACAACGGCAACGUGCAUGCCCAAAUACAGCACAGAUCAGGCCACUUCCGCCUCAAGAGAAUACACGGCGAUAACUACAUGAUCGUAACCAACGGGACCCUGGAUCGGGAAAAGGUCAUGGAGUAUAACCUCACGCUACUUGCCCAGGAUCACGGGAACCCUCCUCUGUCAUGUGUCAGGCACCUGGUUGUCCAUGUAAUGGAUGUGAAUGACAAUGCUCCAGUGUUUUCCCAGACCCACUACAGGGCUUCCAUCAAGGAGAACAAUGACGUUGGUUUUCAGGUCUUCAAGGUGGAGGCCAGCGAUGUGGACGUUGAGCUUAGCGGCAGGGUCUCCUACUCUAUCCAAGAGUCAAACGAACUAGGAACUCCCACAGUGUCUUUCUCCAUCCAUCCCACCAGUGGUGUGGUUACUGCCCAGCAAUCAUUGGACUAUGAGAUGUCGCCCACCUACUCUUUCAUUGUGGAAGCCGUAGACCAUGGGCAUCCACCUCUAACUAGUACCGCUAUGGUACUCAUCGAGAUCCAAGACGUCAACGACAACUACCCGGUCAUCGAGGAACCAAUUACCCAAAACAACAUUGCCAUUGUGAGUGUACCGGUCAACACAGAGAAGGGGGAGAUAGUGACAGUGCUGGGAGAAGGUGCUGAAGAAGGCUCUGCCUACACUGCAACCGAUCGUUCUGCCCAAAACGCACUUAUGGGGUUUCUGGCCACUACCAUAAAGGCCAAAGAUCCAGACUCGGGCCUAAAUGGAAGACUUAGCUUCACGAUCACAGAUGGAAACCCCACCGGACUCUUCAGACUUGACGACACCACUGGACAACUCUUCGUUAACGCAACCAAUGCUACAGAGCUCAUUGGGAAGACUUUCACGGUUGACAUUGCAGUGUCGGACAGCGGGUCUCCAAGACUAGUGACAGAGCUCAGCUUGCAGGUGACGUUCAUCAACUUGCAGGACCAUCAGAGGAACUCGGCCUCCGGUGACCGUGUCCAGCUUAGCUUCCCUAUGUUGAUGGCCAUCUGCCUGGGGACCUGUUGUCUUCUGCUCCUUCUGACCGCGGCCCUAGUGACCACCUUCUGUCGCCCUGCGAAACGAGACAACCACGCCUACAACUGCAGGACGGCUGAAUCCAGCUACGCACGCCACCCCCGCCGCCCUCAGAAGAACAUCGGGAAGGCCGACAUCCAGUUAGUGCCGGUCCUGAGGGGAAGGAGGGAGGAUCCUCCAGAAGACGGUCACGAAGCCCAGCCCCUCUCCCCUACGCCGCUGGUGGUUGAGGAGCACAUUGACGGGCAAUACAGCCAGGCCAACUCCAUCAGCUCAACUAUCUGCACCCAGGCCUACCCAGAAGGUGGUGCAACGCUGCCAGUCUCCUACACCAAAACACUCAGGAAACCUGGCUGCAUCGAGCUGAGCGGCACACUCCCCCGGACGCCAGCCACUCCUUACCGAACUCUGCGCAGGGCAAGAAACCCGUCAUCGUCCUCUGCUCUGUCUCAGACCAGUACCCUGAGGCGACAUGGGAAUGCUGAGCACCAGGCUGCGCCGGACGUUGAGGAGACAGAACCGUCCUCUCCAGUGUCCCAGGUGGCAACACUUAGAAGGUCCAAGCACACAGAUACCAGAGGUGGGCGUGAGGCUGAAGAGCACAGACGGAUGCUGAGGAACCUGGUACGCCUUUCCAUGGCUGCCUUUGGCGAGAACUGCAUCGAGCUGUCCGCUGCCUCUCCAGAAGUGCAGCAAGUCUCCCAGCUCCUCUCGCUGCUCCGUGAGGGUCAGCUGCAGCCCAGACCCAACUUCAGAGGAAACAAGUACCCCCAACGCCCUGGCAGAUCCGGGGCUCAGGAUGCCGAUUGGCUGAGCACCAAAGACAGUGGUCAUGGUGAGAGUGAGGCUGGAGACAUGGACUGGGACACAGGUCGAGACUCCCCCAUCGACCCCCUACUGGAGGAGGGUUACAACAACCUGCUCAACAACCCUGAUGAUUUCUUUGCAGACAUCGAAGACACUGCUUGGAUGGCCCGUCUCUCUCUUCCCCUCACUGCCGACUACCAUGAUAAUGUUUUUGUCCCCAACGGGCCACCAUCCCCCGAAGCCCAUUGUCCUCUGGACACCCUGGACUCUACCUCCUUCUCCACCUUCGGCAAGACGCCGGAGAAGGACGGCCCACUGGGAGGGGCUUUGCUCUCUGAGGUCAACACCUUGUUUAAUAUGCUUCUGACCCAGAAGGGCGACUCCCAGCCCCUCCCCUCGCCAGAUGUGCUCUACAGGCUGUCCGCAGCCUACCGUCGCUCGCUGGGUCUGGAUGGAGCUGCCGCCCCAGUAGGAGCCCCCAACAUACCACGGAACCCGGGCACCCCCGAAAAGAGGUCCCCCCAGGGUCAGUCCUUCAACCAAUGCCCUUAAGCACAUGGGGGCGGGGAAGAGUUUUCUCAGUGUCAUUUGAUUGGUUCUUGUGUAUUUGGGAUCCUAAGACUUUCCAGUAUGUUCCCACUGCCCCCUUCCCCCAAACAGAUGACGUUUUGCUGUUGUUGCAGAAAUGACUGGGCUUCUCCAGCUUUUAACACAUCCCCAUUAGGAGAUGUCAAUAGCACCCCUGAGCUGCAAAGUUCUGGAGACCAUAAUUAACCCAAGGCCAUAGAAAUGGUUAAAUGAGAAAAAGUGUUCUGGCAUGGACAUGGCUAUUGGAUGCAGACACCAUUUUAAUGUUGUUGUUCAAUUUCAUUGCCUGACCCCUGUCUGUUGGUGUCAUGUGAUCACAACACUAACCGGGGCUUUAGGGGGAGCAGGGCUGGCCCUAGAUUCUCUUCUCGCUUCUCUCUUAUUUCCUUCAAAUUUGAAUUUGUUCAUUGGGUGGAAACAUUUAGUUGUUUUAAAGCAAAUUUGCUUUAAAUCUGCCAUGACUUAUGGGGUGUUAAUAUGACAUCUGAAUGCGAAUGACUCACCAAACCAAUAUUUCGUUUCGAUAUCUAACGAGGGCUACUACCAAGAUGAAAGUUGUUUGCUGACAUGGUAAGAUGAGUGUCAGCGACUAUUGUAACAAACAUUUUUAUCAUGUACCAAGUUCAAUUGCACCUGGUGUAAGUUCAGACCUCGACUUAUUGUAAUGUCAGGGGGUUGAGUUAGAGAGCCCCUGGCGUCUGGGUGAUUGCCUUUUUGGCAGGACAGCUCUGAGGCGAGAUCAAUCAACCAAUUAUACUGAAACGGACUACUUCAAAGGAGCCCCAGUGGUGCUACCCGUACAGACGCCAUAGUGGCGCAGUGAAACAGAUGAGACCUUUAUCCAUCUCUAUGCCCAAGGCUUUUAGUGAUGGAGCAAAAGCAGGGCAAACGUGUGUAUAUUUUCCCUCAUAGUACGUGUUGAACACAAUGAAAGUCUUCCUCAUGUGGAACAUACAUUCCUGAGCCAUUCUGAUGCAGCAAAGAUUAACAUUCUGCCUGGUCAGUAGUGUUUAUCAGUGGGGCAACAACAUGGUGCUGUUUGUCCAUGGUAUUAAUGCCUGAUUUUACAAAGAGCCCAAGAGGGAAACGACUCAUUGUCUUUGCUUAAGACAACAGACUAACAACACUAAGUCUGUUCCUGAGGAAUGUGUAUAAUAUCUGUCACAAUAGACCUGUAAGGCAAAAAAUGUUGUGUUUAUUUAACUGCCGUUUUGAGAAAUAACACCAUUGUUAAUGACUAUUUGUAUUUACAACAAGGAAAUUCUUCAGCAACUGAAAAAUGUGCCAUUUACAAAUGUAUGUUUGUUAAUACACUUAAACACCCAGGAUACAGAAAUCUUGAAUGGUAAAGUAUUAUGAAUUAUUUUGUAGACUAAAGGUGUCAUUUGUAAUUGUCCUCAGGAGAAUAGGGAGGUUUUUUGCCAUAUCUAACAGCACUUUGUACAUAAUGUUUUGUAUGAAAUUUUUAUAAAAUCAUUAGAAAAAUUGCAUCAUGAUCAUUUCAUCCUACAAACUCUAUUAUGUUGAAGAUUUGGUUGUUGGUUUUGAAUGUUGGAAAAUAAGAUUAUUUCCUGGUGAGAACGUAUGGAAACCGGGAAAAUAGAUUAGUAAGAUAGCGCCCUCUGCUGCCUUUUCUUUGUAAAUGGCUUGUGAUAAUAAAAAACUGAAAUUGCUUUUAGGUUGUGUUCAUAGUCGACUUCAACCUGGUAAAAGAAAAAAUUAUCAAUCAUGCUCUGUCAAACUGGGCUUCCCUCUAAACAGACUGAUCAGUUAACAGACCAAAAGUUUCGAUUGGCUCAACUUCUAAAAUGGGCCAAGGCAUACCGACCAAUCAAAAUUUAAGCAGCACACAAAGACCACAAUUCAUU